This is a messenger RNA of Stegodyphus dumicola, 1683 nucleotides long. RefSeq lists its product as uncharacterized. The record is from RefSeq and is a predicted model, not a curated record. NCBI's taxonomy places the organism in Eukaryota, Metazoa, Arthropoda, Arachnida, Araneae, Eresidae.
AUGGAUGAAAUUCACAUCAGACCUUUUCUUGACUACAAAAGUGGAGAUAUUGUUGGAAUUGGCCAGGAAGUUGAUAACUUAGCUUCUAGUGCACAUGUAUUUAUGAUACAGAGUAUUUUGUGCUGCUUUAAAGAUGUUGUCCAUAUAUUACCAUCGAAGAAAAUGACAGCUGAAGUUUUGUUCACUGUUUUGAAAAAAAUAAUUGUUGGUCUUGAAGCAAUAGGUUUCAAAGUAAUUGUUGUUGUUAGUGACAAUAAUUCCAUUAAUAGAAGAUGUAUAUCUCUGUUUAAUAAUCCAUUAUCAAAUUUUGUAUUUCCUCAUCCUGUUGAUGCAACUCGUCCAUUGUUUUAUGCAGUUGAUUCUGUUCAUAUUAUUAAAAGUGUUCGUAACAACUGGUUAAACCAGAAAAACCCUGAACAAGCUAUGUAUUUUCCAAAUUUUGACUUGUCUUCAAAUAAUGUAUGUACCUCUUCAUUUCUUACUUUAAAAAAUAUGUAUGAAGCUGAAAGUGGUAAUUUGUUAAAAUAUGGAUAUACAAUAUCUCGUAAAGCUCUGUGGCCUACAAAUUUAGAACGUCAAAGUGUGAAACUGGCUUUACAAAUUUUCAACGAUCAAACAUCACAAGGCCUGAAAGAAUUAGGAGUAAAGCAUAAUUUGUUAAAUUUUCACGAAACAUCUGCAUAUAUUAAAAUAUUUUCGUCGUGGUUUUCAAUAAUGAAUGUUAAAACACCAAACAAGGGGGUACAUUCUUGUGAUGACUUCUGUAAACCAUUAGUAUGGAAUGAAUCAGACAAGAAGUUUGUAUUUUUAAAUAAUUUUCUUGAUUGGUUGAUGAAAUGGAAAGAAAUGAAGAGUGAUACGGGUAGGUUGACAAAAGAGACACUUUCUGCUCUUAUAUUAACAACAACGUGUAUGAUAGAAAUGUGUAGGUAUUGUCUAGGUGAACUCAACAUGUCGUAUUUUUUGCCCGGUAAAAUUCAGACAGAUGAAUUGGAACAAAUUAUCAUAUAUCACUUCGACAGGUUUUUGAAGUAGAAAACAAACUACGUGCAUGUUCUGUAUUAAAUCUAACUAUGAUAUCGAAAAGUAAAGGGACAAUUGUUAUCGAUGACUUUUUCUAACUCUUUUGAUUUGAUUAAUGAUAGUUCCCAUGAAUCUAUUGUAAAAUAUUUUCAUAAUUUCAAGCAUAUUAAUGUCACAGAUAAUGAUCUUGAAACUAUGGUUGAUAAAUUACCUUUAAUUGCAUACUUGGCUGGAUAUUGUUGCCACUCAGUUAUGAAUAGGCUAAAAUGUGAUGACUGUGGAGGUAAUUUAGUUAUUGAAAAACCACUAAUAAUUCCUCCCAAUUUCAAACAUAUUCAUAAUUGUGAUAGAGGUGGGUUAAAGUACCCAUCUGCUGAUGUCAUUAAUGUAAUACUGCAUAAUUUUAUUGUCAUACAGAAGCUCAUAAGCCCUGAAUAUGAAAAUAGUUUCCUCCAAGUAUGUAACCAACGUAAUUUAAUAUCCACUAUGACAUUAGAAAUUCUUAUGUGUAAGGAAAUUAAAAUUAUUUCCUGUAAAAACCAUUUGUCACGUAAAAUUAUGCAACUGCUUAUAUACUCAUGCACAAAUACUCUUUUAAACAAUUAUUGUAAAUUCAAAAAUGAUAGCUUUUCUAAAUAUUCAGAUAAAAGAAAACUAAAA